AUGAAGAGGGGCUCAGCUUGCGAAGACCCUGCAAACGUACUUGUGCCUAACGGACGGGCCUUGGCGUCGGCCCUCUUCGCCGUCUACGGCGACAUCGAAACCUCCUCUACCCCCUCUUACUCCACCGCCACCUCCUCUUCUUGUGCCACCGCUCCCCCCACGCCGCCACUGCCAACCGUCCGGCAACCGGCGAGCGCGCCGCCGUCGCCGCCCUCCUCGACCUCGCCCUCCUCGCCGCCCGACACCGACUCCAGCCAGUACACCUACAUCGACCUCACCAACGAUGACUACGACUACGACGACAAUCGCGGCGCCCAGCAGGCCUUGCACGACGGCAGCCUCCAGCUGGGAGAGCACUAUCAGGCACACGAGGACGACGACACAGAGUGGGCCGAGGAGGAGCAGGAGCAGGAGGAGAGCAGCGAGGAGGCGGCGCGCAGGCUCGAACAGGAGCGGUCGGUCGCCGAGCGCGAAUGGCGGGAGGGUCCGCUAGCCGCCGCCCUGCGCGAGGCUGCCCUCGCCCCUCCCACUUUGUCCUCGCGACCGCGCGCCCCCGACCUCCUCUACGAUAUGCGGCGGUUCGAGGAGCGGGAGGCGUUUAGGGACGCACUGCGGGUGAACCGCCGUGGCCGACGCACCGACCGCCGCGACCACAGCCUGCCGUCCACAUCGACAUCGACAUCGACAUCGUCGAUCCUGGAUUCGAUCGUGGCAGACCGGCUGCGGAGGUCACCGCCGCCCGACCUCCGACAGACAGCGAGGCGGCGCUCGCAGCACUCCUUCUCCUUCUCCUGUGAUCACCACCACCAGGAGGAGGAGGAGGAGCCGAAAGAGGAGCCUGAGGCAGCCGAUGACGGUGAAGCCGAGCAGGACGAGCUUUCAUUCCCGUCCUCAGGGAGAGGCGGCCGCACGACGUUCGAGCACGAACGCCUCUUCUGGACGUCCCUGGCCAUAUGCGAGAGUCGCAAGCGAGUGCACGAUCACAACAGCGCUGACUGGCACGUCAAACUGACCCGGGAGGGGCGAUUACUCGACCGGUUGGCGGCGAUCAACAAAUCGCGUGCCGAGCUGGAGAAUGAGCAUUCGGCAUUUGAGCGCGCGUUCGUCAGGCUGCGGCUAAAGGAGCAGCGGCGGCGCCUGAAGAAGGCGCGGGCGAAGUGGCUCGCCGACGACCGACGCCCGUUCACGCUCGAGGAGAAGGCUCUCACAUCGCGCGUGCUCCGAGGCCGCGCCGCCGAGGUGCUCGUGACGGGCUUCAACACGGAGCUCACCCGCCAGGAUCUCCAGCGUCUGCGCGACACCGAGUGGCUCAACGACGAGGUCAUCAACUUCUAUCUCAGCCUCCUCAAGCAGCGCUCUGACGACCGCCUCAAGAAGGCCGAUGCGCAGCAGGCCGCCGCCGGGGAGGCGUGGCCGCGGGUGCACUUCCUCAACACGUUCUUCUACCCGCUGCUGUCGGACAAGGGCGGCUACAACUACGCGCGCGUCCAGAAGUGGACCCGGCGCAUCGACCUCUUCGCCAUGGACCGCGUCGUCGUGCCCAUCCACCUUGGCAACCACUGGUGCCUCGCCGUCAUCAACCUCCAGGACCGACGGUUCGAGUACUACGACUCGCUGGGGUCGUCAAACCGCGAGUGCCUGCAGCGGCUGCGGCGGUACCUGCAGGACGAGGCGCGGGACAAGAAGAAGAUCGAGCUCGACCUGGCGGAUUGGGGCGACCACCAGCCCAAGGACAUCCCCCUCCAGAAGAACGGCUACGACUGCGGUGUGUUCGCCUGCAAGUUCGCUGAGUGCAUCGCCUCUGGCCGUCCCUUCUACUUCUCCCAGGUGGACAUGCCCAUCUACCGAAAGCGGAUGAUGGUGAGCAUCCUCACCAAGACUCUCACCUAA
This is a messenger RNA of Acanthamoeba castellanii str. Neff, 1890 nucleotides long. RefSeq names its product Ulp1 protease family, Cterminal catalytic domain containing protein. The transcript has 7 exons. NCBI's taxonomy places the organism in Eukaryota, Discosea, Longamoebia, Acanthamoebidae. Gene Ontology annotation, cellular component: nucleus. Bases 1 to 1890 code for a protein of 629 amino acids. Gene Ontology annotation, biological process: protein desumoylation. The record is from RefSeq and is a predicted model, not a curated record. Gene Ontology annotation, molecular function: deSUMOylase activity.